Triticum urartu is the source of this 2549-nucleotide messenger RNA. Lineage: Eukaryota; Viridiplantae; Streptophyta; Magnoliopsida; Poales; Poaceae. The record is from RefSeq and is a predicted model, not a curated record.
CACCGCCACCACCGCCCCGCUGUCCACGACGGCCAGCGCGCCUCCACCGCCGCCGCGCCGGUCACCGCCGUCUUCACUCCGAAGGAGGUCACCGGAGCACUCCGCGAUCUCGCCACCGCCACCGGGCCCCUUCUCCUGCCAUGGCAGCCACCGCACCCGGGGGCCUCCGCGGCGCUGGUCGGGCCGCUGCAGCCCCAGCUGCAGCUGCAACCACCCCCCACCACCACCCCGCUAUGGCCGCCGUGGCCGUCACCGGCCAUCGCGGCUCCCGCAGCGUCCGUCGCCCUCACGCAGCCGCAGCGGCAGGCGCCACCCCCGCCCAGCAGCGGGCCCGCUACGACCGCGCCAGCGGGCGUUCCGAUCCAGCAGGUUCGGUUCCCGCCCUCGCCGUCCCAGCUUCCGGCCUGGCUGGCCGGGUCAUCACCGCAGCCGGUCUACACUAUGGCCGCGGAACAGCCGGCGCCCACCCUGCCCUACGGCGGGCCCUCCGGCUCCACGGGUUCCCACGCUGGCUUCGACGGGCCACCGUUUCACAAGGGACCCCCUGUGCACACCGGGCCGGCGCCAUCCUCUUCGUUGCUCCGUACCGCCGAGCCGUACGCUCACGGCGGUCAGACUCAGACACCGCCGCGUUUCGCCAAGCUCGACUUCGCCACCUACGACGGCACCGAGGAACCCCUCAACUGGCUCAACCAGUGUGAGCAAUUCUUCCGAGGGCAACGCACGCUCGCGUUGGACCGGACUUGCUCGCCUCUUAUCGCCUCCGGGGCGCCGCACAAACGUGGUACUAUGCCCUCGAGCAGGACGAGGGCGGCAUGCCCCCAUGGAGCGCUUUUGCGAGCUAUGCCUCCUUCGCUUCGGGCCGCCGAUACGCGGGAGCCGGCUGGCGGAACUCGGCCGCCUCCCCUUCACCUCCACAGUGCAGGACUUCGCCGACCGUUUCCAGGCCCUGGCGUGCCACGCACCGGGCGUGACAGCUCAGCAGCGGGCCGAGCUCUUCGUCGGCGGUCUGCCGGAUCACAUCCGCGUGGACGUGGAGCUUCGGGGACCCCAGGACCUCUAGACGGCCAUGUACUACGUCCGCGCCUUCGAGUGUCGCGCGCAAGCCUUGCAGCAGGCGACGCCGGCUCGGGGUGGCCGACAGCCCGCCAGGCUGCCUCCGACACCACCUGUGCCGGGCCAGCUGCCCCCGGCCGCUCCAACGACUACCACUCCGGCUACGACGCGGCCCUUCCGCCGGCUCUUUCCGGCCGAGCAGCUCGAGCGAUGUCGCCAGGGGCUUUGCUAUAACUGCGAUAAGCCCUACGUGUCGGGCCACGUCUGCCCGCGCCUCUUCUACUUGGAGGUGGCCGACUAUGUCGAGGACACACCCGCCGACGGUCCGCCACCAGUUGCUGCGGAGGCCGCCCCCGCGCCCACUCCGGCGACGGCGCUCGUGGUCUCGCUCCAGGCGCUUGCCGGCAUUCGCGACAAGCAGACUAUGCUUUUGCCGGUGAUGAUUCACGGUGAGUGCCUGGUGGCCCUCCUGGAUACGGGCUCCACGCAUAACUUCCUGCCCGAGGCAACCAUGCGUCGCUUAGCGCUGCAGCUGACGGGCGGGGAGCAACUUCGGGUCACAGUGGCUAACGGCGACCGCCUUCGGUGCCAUGGGCUGGCGCGGAACAUGCCCAUCACCAUCGGCGACGAGCACUUCACCAUCACGUGCGUCGGCAUCGACUUGGGUUGCUUCGACUUCAUCCUCGGCGUCGACUUCUUGCGGACCCUCGGUCCCAUCCUCUGGGACUUCGGUGCCCUGACGAUGACCUUCUGGCGCCUGGGUCGCCGCGUCCGGUGGGAGGGCAUGGGUGGCGCCUCACCAGCGAUGCAGCUGGCCGUGACCGCCGCCGAACCCGAGCACCCACUGUUGGAUCACCUCCUGCAGCAGCACCGCGACCUCUUCCACGAGCCGCGGGGCCUUCCGCCAGCCCGGGUGUAUGAUCACCGCAUUCAUCUCUUGCCGGGCACAGCGCCGGUUGCAGUGCGCCCCUACCGCUAUCCCCAGUUGCAGAAGGACGAGCUGGAGCAGCAGUGGACGCUCAUGCUAGCCUUGGGCAUCAUCCGGAUCUCCACGUCGCCGUUUUCGGCGCGGGUCCUCGUCCGCAAGUCGGACGGCAUGUGGCGCUUCUGCAUCGACUACCGCGCCCUUAACGCCCAGACACUCAAGGACAAGUUUCCUAUCCCAGUGGUCGAUGAGCUCCUGGACGAGCUACAUCGGGUGCGCUUCUUCACCAAGCUCGACCUCCGAUCGGGCUACCACCAGGUGCGGAUGCACCUAGACGAUGUCGCCAAGACGGCGUUUCGGACUCAUCACGGCCACUUCGAGUUCUUGGUGAUGCCUUUUGGCCUCUGCAACACCCCAGCGACCUUUCAGGCCUUGAUGAACGACGUCCUCCGCCCCUACUUGCGUCGGUUUGUGCUCGUUUUCUUUGAUGACAUUCUUAUCUACAGCGCCUCGUGGGCAGAGCACCUUCAGCACGUCGCCAUCGUCUUCAACAAGCUUUGAGCGCACC